This is a messenger RNA of Clunio marinus, 180 nucleotides long. Lineage: Eukaryota; Metazoa; Arthropoda; Insecta; Diptera; Chironomidae. The record is from the annotation of a GenBank genome assembly.
AUGACUUCAACUUUAUUAUGUUCACGGGAAGAAGAAUUAUUGCUUCAGAAACAUGUUCAGAAGAGCGUAAGAAAAAGCGUCAACUUGGGGAAGUCUCCUGUGGUGAAUUUAAAUAAUUUAUCAAGGCGCAUUGCUUCGUUGUUUUCGCUCGUUGAAGAUGAUCAGAAGAAUGAAAAUUAG